AUGUCAACUGCGGUGUUGGCGGCACGCGCCUGCGCGCGGACGAUAUUGUGGCAAAGUCUCCGUCUAGCCGACUUCCACGGCGCCGUUCCCCACGUGCUGCUGGUCGUCGACCGUUCGCCGUGCGCUCUGCAGAAAGUCCUCCUUGAGGGCUACCUGCGGGAGCUCGAGCUCGUCAACGGGGCGCCGCCGGACGCGGCGGGAGGAGGCCCGCUCCGUGUCGACCUCGACCCCGCCGCCCCGACGCCCUGCUUCAGCGCCGGGCUGGACAAGGACUGGCGGGUGACGUACGGCGUGCUGCCCUUCCGCGCGGCGUCGUUUCUGGAGGAGGUGCGGGCCCUGCAGGCGUUUCUGCGUCAGUGCGGCCCCCCCGUUGCCGCAGAGGAGGAGGCCGGCGGCGGCGGACGCUGGUCUGAAGAGCGACGGAAGAGCGCCUUUGAAUCCCUGGCGCCCCUCUUGGCGCCUUACGCCGCUGCGGCGGCGGCCAGUGGCGAGGCUGCGGGUGAUUGUGGGGCGUGGAGGGGCGAACUCCUCCACGCGUUGCCUGCGGGGCCGCCGCGGGAGUUGCUGGGCUGCAUCCUCAUUCAGCGCCACGCCUUCCAGAAUGAGCUGGAAAAGUACCGCCUGCGACUGGACCUCUUCAACAUGGGACUCCGAGUGGCGGAGCACAACCACCUGGAGUGCAUGAGCCGCACGGCGGACGCGCUUGCCGGCGGGAAAGACGGCGGCAGCAGGGAACGAUGCUUGGAGGAGGAGGAAAUCAUACAUUACAUGCAGUCAUGUUCGCUGCAGCCGCAGGUGGCGGAGUCGGUGGGACGCGCCAUUGCCGACUCCAUUGAUGCAUGGAGCUGGAAGAGGCACUCCGUCGCUGCGGAUGGCGGCGAGGGCGUCACAGUAGACGUGGUGCCGCCUGCAUCAUUCUCCGAAGCCCUGGCCAACGCCGACGUGCUGUCCGUCUACAACGCGGGCGUGCUGCGGUGGGAGGGAGGCUCCGGCGCCGAGAGCACAAGGCGCUCUCGCGCCGAGGCGGACGGCUCCGCCGCGGCGUUGAAGAUUAGCGGCCCAGGGGCGCCACUGCGCAUCGUCUGCCACGACGGUAAAGUGUUGAGUUUCGAGGGUGGGUUGGAGGACUGUCUGCUAAACACCGGCUACUACGCCGCCGCCCACACGGAGGAGCGUAACUGUGUUCGGCGCCACCGUCAACGUUUCCCUGUCUCUGCCGCGGCUGAGCCAACGAAGGAGGAAGGCGAGGGGGAGGGAUACACGGCACCUGAGCCCGGCGCCAGCGAGGCCGAGAAGCGGGGGCGCCUAAAAAAGAAGGAGUACCUGGCGACGCUAAAACUCACGGGGAGGAAAACCGCGGCGGGGCGCGCGUCUUCCCCGUCGGAUGGGAACGACGAGGGCGUGCGCCGCGGCGGUCACGACUGCGGGGCGUGCGUUGGCAGCAGCAUUGGCGGAACCUUCCCCGUCGGGGAAGUCAUCAGUGAGUCCUUUGACUUGAGCAAGCUGAACGGCACCUGCUCCGUCUUUGCCUACCCGAGCCUCUUCAAGGAGGUCACAAUGUCGGACCCGGAGCCGGUGGCAAUGCGCAUAGAGAAGGGCGUUGUCACGGACAUUGGGCCAAAUGCGCCGGCGGAACUCGUUGAGUUGAUCGGCCUGGUGCGGCAGGCGGAGGGGGCGUGCUACGUGCGAGAGCUCGGCAUUGGCCUCAGCCCGCACGUGGGCAGGGGCCGCGUUGUCAGCGACGUGUCGGCGUUUGAGCGGCAGUUUGGCGUGCACAUCUCGCUGGGGCAGCGCCACCCGCUCUUUGUGAAGCAGCCGGGCAAGCGCAAUGCGGACGGGUCGAUGGCGGUGCGGGUGGAGGGCCCCGUGCUGAAGCGCAAGGCCGGCAAGUACCACAUUGACGUCUUCCUCGACGCCGCACGGCUCGAGAUGGGGGCGUUUGUGGUGGACUUCACGAAGGGGGUGUGCGCAGCCCCGCCCUCCGCCGCCGCCGCCGCGACACGCGCAUGA
Trypanosoma conorhini is the source of this 2010-nucleotide messenger RNA. RefSeq lists its product as uncharacterized. The transcript has a single exon. The record is from RefSeq and is a predicted model, not a curated record. Bases 1 to 2010 code for a protein of 669 amino acids. NCBI's taxonomy places the organism in Eukaryota, Euglenozoa, Kinetoplastea, Trypanosomatida, Trypanosomatidae.